UUUUUGACUUUGACAGAUCUAAAAAAGAAAAAAAUACUGCAAAGCAAUAGAAAGAAAGGAGGAUUAGGUAUUUUGAUAAUAAAUCUGAAAUUGCCCAAAAAUGGCUAAUCAAUAUGGGCUAUCGGAUGCAGAGUUUAAUAUUAUUAAACAACAGGCUGCACGUCGUGCUGCUAUGAGAAAAGAAUUCUUGAAACAGAAGACAAAUCCCUAUAAACAUGCUUCGGAAGCUGGCUAUGUCUUCGACAAAUCCAUUCAACAGUUCAUGUCAAUGAAGGUAACACAAUAUGAUCAUUUUAAACCGAACGCCAGGAAUAGUUUAUUUGGCAUCGGUGCGAUUAUUAUUCCUAUGUUCGUAUAUGGCUAUUUCAUUUGGAAUGACCGUGAUAACCGCGAACAGAAGAUCAGGUCUGGAGAGCUCCGCUACAGAGACAGAUUAUUCAAAUUCCAGUAAUUCUGUAAUAUAUCAACUCUGUAGAUACCUUAAUAUUGUUAGUAAAUAAAUCAUACAUUAUU
Molecule: messenger RNA, 513 nt
Organism: Plodia interpunctella (Indianmeal moth)
Lineage: Eukaryota; Metazoa; Arthropoda; Insecta; Lepidoptera; Pyralidae
Gene: ND-B15
Product: NADH dehydrogenase (ubiquinone) B15 subunit
Exons: 2
Coding region: 101-451 (116 amino acids)
Cellular component (GO): mitochondrion
Source: RefSeq, a predicted model, not a curated record